AUGACAUCGAUAAUAUCUGAUAGUAAUCAUAUACAUAAUACUCCCUUGGAACAACAACGAAAUGAAAAAUAUUUAGGAUUUUUAACGCCUAUUUUUCACAUCAAUUCGGAAGAAUCUUUGGCUCGUAAUCGAAAAUUUUUAAAGGAUCUGGAACUUGCAAAAGCACGUUUGCGAACUUACGCUGCAUAUACGCCAACUGAUCGAGAAUUACAACAACGUGCAAUGGAAUAUCGCAAAUACCUCCAAAAAUAUAUACAAAAUUUCACUUCAUAGUAAGUCGAUUUCAUGUCGAAGACGAAGUAUAUCCAUCCAAUUUGAUAACUCGAGC
Messenger RNA from Eufriesea mexicana, 328 nucleotides. RefSeq lists its product as uncharacterized. The transcript is spliced from 2 exons. Lineage: Eukaryota; Metazoa; Arthropoda; Insecta; Hymenoptera; Apidae. The record is from RefSeq and is a predicted model, not a curated record. Bases 1 to 273 code for a protein of 90 amino acids.